Molecule: messenger RNA, 1174 nt
Organism: Nematostella vectensis (starlet sea anemone)
Lineage: Eukaryota; Metazoa; Cnidaria; Anthozoa; Actiniaria; Edwardsiidae
Product: ERI1 exoribonuclease 3
Exons: 7
Coding region: 113-733 (206 amino acids)
Biological process (GO): exonucleolytic trimming to generate mature 3'-end of 5.8S rRNA from tricistronic rRNA transcript (SSU-rRNA, 5.8S rRNA, LSU-rRNA)
Molecular function (GO): 3'-5'-RNA exonuclease activity; nucleic acid binding
Source: RefSeq, a predicted model, not a curated record
GGAAGUACAAUGGUUGAAAUAUUCAAACCUCAUCAAAAAUAUACUUCUUCAGUUUUGCGCGAAAUUUGGGAUCACUGUGUCUGAGUCCGCAGAUAUUUAUUAUACUUCAAAUAUGGAUAAUUCUUCCUGCAGUUCUUCGCCCGUUUUUGAUUAUUAUCUUGUGCUCGAUUUCGAAGCAACUUGUGAUGACAAAAACAAACCAAAACCUCAGGAAAUCAUAGAAUUCCCAGUAACCAAAGUCAAUUCACGAACGCUACAGACAGAAGCCGAGUUUCAUCAGUACGUGUGCCCUACAGCUCAUCCGAAGCUUACAACAUUUUGCACUGAUCUCACAGGAAUAACACAAGACAUGGUUGAAGGCAAACCAGACCUGCAAACAACCCUCCAGACUUUCCAUGAUUGGAUGGGAGAAAAUGGCCUGCUUGAUUCUGGGCUCUCCUCAUGUUUUGUUACAUGUGGAGACUGGGACCUGAAGACUAUGCUACCAUUGCAGUGCAAACACUUGAACAUUCCUGUCCCAACAUACUUCAGGAAAUGGAUUAACAUAAAAAAGGUGUACUCUGAUGUUAUGGGAAAACAGAGCAAGAUUGGUAUGCCAGGAAUGCUACACGGACUGGGGCUUGAACUGGUAGGACGUCAUCACAGUGGUAUUGAUGAUGCUAGAAAUAUAACUAAAAUUCUUGUUGCACUUGCAAGAAAACACCCAAAUAUAUCAGCAACAGGGAAAAUGUGAAAAGUACUAUGAAAAACAGAAAUCUGUUAGCAUGUAGAACAGAGUUAAUGGUAGUUUCUUGGUGUUACGGAGCAGCACCAAAAACACAAUGGAACAAAAGCCAAAAACAAAGACCUUAGAAUGAGACAAUGAAAUAGAGUACAAAGGCCUUGAGCACCAAAAACAAAGCUCUUCAUAACACCAAGGAGUACCCGAGUUAAUGGAUAAUCCAUUUACAUAAAACAAGUUUAGGGUUUCACACGAAUGGACCCCUGAAUUUCUCUGUAGAGGCAUCCUAGAAAGGGGGGGGGAGGGGUGGCAGGGGUCCAACCUUUUUCUGUCUCAAUAGUGUGAAAUAAUGAUAAAUUUGUGCAGAGGUACAAAACAAUAAAAAGGGUAGGGAAGACAAGCAUGUGGCGCAAAUCGAGAUGUAAAAGAUACAAUAAACAAGUGUUUGUUACA